AUGUUGGCUCCAUUCGUCUCGUCUGAAAGAGGCCAAGUGCAUCGUGUUUCAUGCCCAUCUUGCGAUGCCAGUCUUGCCGGUCCGAGGGACCGUGACAUUGUGUGGUUGCAUCAGGUCAGCAGCGAUCGACGGCCGCGUGGUCGCAAAUCGUGCCCCAACUGGUCAGCGCAGAAAGCCAGCCUCAAGUCUGUCAGCGACCGGCCGAACCCCACAUUGCCUUCUCUGCGCAACGAGGGUGGGGUUGGAUGCUUUAGCUCCCGGUACAAGUGGAAGCGACGCCAAGUCACGCCCCGCCCUGUCCAUUGCUGGUGUCCCCCGGUCCCGGUACGGAAGAGGAUCCUGUCGAAGAGACGCCCUCCCCUCCGGUCCCCACUCGCCGCCUCCGUCUAUACUGUCUGCAACUCCUCCAAUCCCGUCGAUGUGCACCACUUUGACGUGUUGCCGGCCCCGGCCGGUCGGGCAAUGAAGCGCAGGCAAACUGGGGUCGUGGAAGUUGGCGAUUUGUCUGACGACGCUAUUGGCUGA
Molecule: messenger RNA, 525 nt
Organism: Protopolystoma xenopodis
Lineage: Eukaryota; Metazoa; Platyhelminthes; Monogenea; Polystomatidea; Polystomatidae
Source: the annotation of a GenBank genome assembly